Molecule: messenger RNA, 2976 nt
Organism: Pistacia vera
Lineage: Eukaryota; Viridiplantae; Streptophyta; Magnoliopsida; Sapindales; Anacardiaceae
Product: chloride channel protein CLC-d
Exons: 23
Coding region: 287-2689 (800 amino acids)
Biological process (GO): chloride transport; transmembrane transport
Cellular component (GO): membrane; intracellular membrane-bounded organelle
Molecular function (GO): voltage-gated chloride channel activity
Source: RefSeq, a predicted model, not a curated record
CGCAACGGCAUAUAAAGAACAAAAUACAGCGACGAACCAAAGAAAAUAAAUAAAAGGAUUUCGAGAGAAAGAGAGAAACUCACUUACGUUUGUGCGUGCUAGUUAAUUUGUGUUUCUUGGUUUCUCUCUUUCUCUCGCUAAAUUUUCAGAAUUGCGGUUGAUUGAGGCUGAGUUGGUUAUUUACGAUUUGAAUAGUAUAAUUUUUUUUUUUUUUUUGCUGUUCGGAGAAUUGAACGCCAGGCCAGGGUUUGAUUUGGAGGAGAUCUGAGUUUAUAGUGAAUCGAUUAUGUCAUCGAAUCACUUGCAGAAUGGACUUGAAACGGCAAAGCUGGUUUGGUCUCGUAUUCCGAACGGAGAGGACGGCGAGUCUGAAGGUAUUGGGCUCUUGAGUUCAGGCGGUGGAGGCAACGGUGUUGACAGUCUUGACUAUGAAGUUAUUGAGAAUUACGCCUAUCGAGAAGAGCAGGCGCUGAGAGGAAAGCUUUAUGUUGGAUAUUAUGUGGUGGUGAAAUGGUUCUUUGCUUUGCUCAUUGGCAUUGGUACUGCAUUUGCUGCUGUUUUCAUCAAUAUAUCUGUUGAGAACUUUGCCGGCUGGAAGUUUGCAUUAACUUUUAAUAUAAUACAAAAAUCAUAUUUUGCUGGUUUUCUGGUGUACAUAUUAAUAAACUUGGUUUUAGUCUUUUCUUCUGUAUACAUCGUCACCCAUUUUUCCCCAGCGGCAGCGGGCUCUGGCAUUCCUGAAAUUAAGGGUUAUUUAAAUGGAAUUGAUAUUCCUGGUAUUCUUCUUUUCAGAACCUUAAUUGGAAAGAUAUUUGGAAGCAUUGGUUCAGUGGGUGGUGGUCUAGCUCUAGGCAAAGAAGGCCCUCUUGUUCACACUGGUGCUUGUAUUGCUUCUUUGCUUGGACAAGGUGGAUCCACUAAAUACCAUCUAAGUUCAAGGUGGCUACAGGUUUUCAAGAGUGAUCGGGAUCGCCGUGAUCUUGUAACAUGUGGAUGUGCAGCUGGUGUUGCUGCUGCUUUUAGAGCUCCAGUUGGUGGUGUAUUAUUUGCAUUAGAAGAGGUUACAUCUUGGUGGAGGAGUCAACUUAUGUGGCGGGUCUUUUUCACUUCUGCCAUUGUGGCUGUUGUGGUCCGUACUGCAAUGGGAUGGUGUAGAAGUGGCAAGUGUGGACAUUUUGGCUCAGGCGGCUUCAUAAUAUGGGACAUAUCAGAUGGCCAAGAGGACUAUUCUUUUGAAGAGUUAUUGCCAAUGGCAGUUAUUGGGGUUAUUGGAGGUCUACUUGGAGCAAUGUUUAACCAACUUACUCUUUAUAUGACUUACUGGCGUAGAAAUUAUUUGCACAAAAAAGGGAAUCGAGUCAAGAUUAUUGAAGCAUGUCUCAUCUCCCUGAUAACCUCAACUGUCUCCUUUGGGCUACCACUUUUAAGAAAAUGUAGUCCUUGCCCUGAAGCAGAUCCUGAUUCUGGUAUUGAAUGCCCUAGACCUCCAGGAAUGUAUGGGAAUUAUGUAAAUUUCUACUGUAGCAAGGGCAAUGAAUACAAUGAUCUUGCAACUAUUUUCUUCAACACUCAGGAUGAUGCCAUAAGGAAUUUGUUUAGUGCAAAAACGAUUCAUGAGUACACCGCUCAAAGUUUGCUGACCUUUUUGGUUAUGUUUUACACCUUAGCAGUGGUGACAUUUGGUACUGCUGUUCCUGCUGGUCAGUUUGUUCCUGGAAUAAUGAUAGGAUCAACAUAUGGACGUCUUGUUGGCAUGUUUGCUGUUAAUUUUUACAAGAAACUCAACAUUGAAGAGGGAACAUAUGCUUUGCUGGGAGCCGCUUCUUUUCUUGGAGGUUCUAUGCGAAUGACAGUGUCACUUUGUGUCAUUAUGGUUGAAAUCACAAAUAAUUUGAAAUUUCUUCCCCUUAUCAUGCUUGUUCUUCUAAUAUCAAAGGCUGUUGGAGAUGCCUUUAAUGAAGGUAUAUAUGAAGAACAAGCACGGUUGAAGGGCAUUCCAUUAUUGGAAUCCAGGCCCAAGUAUCAGAUGCGGACAAUGACAGCAAAGGAAGCCUGUGGAACUCAAAAGGUUGUGUCCUUUCCUCGUGUUGUGAAGGUUGCAGAUGUAAUUUCUAUUCUGCGGAGCAACAAUCAUAAUGGCUUUCCGGUGAUUGAUCACACAAGAAGUGGAGAAACACUAGUCAUUGGACUUGUGCUUAGAAGCCACUUGCUGGUUGUUCUUCAGUCUAAGGUAGAUUUCCAGCAUAGUCCUUUGCCUUGUGAUCCCAUGGUUGGACCCAAGCAUAGGCACAAUUUCAGUGAAUUUGCUAAACCUGUAUCCAGUAAAGGAUUAUCUAUAAACGAUAUACAUCUAAGUUCAGAUGACAUGGAAAUGUACAUAGAUCUUGCUCCAUUUUUGAAUCCCUCUCCAUAUGUUGUCCCUGAAGAUAUGUCUUUGACAAAGGUAUAUAAUCUUUUCCGUCAACUUGGAUUGAGGCAUAUAUUUGUUGUCCCUCGUGCACCUCGUGUGAUUGGUUUGAUUACCAGAAAGGAUUUGCUGAUUGAGGAUGGAGAAGAUUCUUCUACAAUGGAGCUACAAUCAACUAGUGUAAGAGUUUGGCAUCAUGAUAAAAAGGGGCUCACCGGGAACACGGAUGCAGAGCGCCCACUUCUCAAUGGUCUUCUGGCUCAAAACCAUACACUGAGUUAAUGAAGAAGACAGAUUCUUUCUUCCUGCCUUUUUUUUCACCUCGAUCAUAUUCUUAGUUCAUUUAGAUAAAUCUGACUAGGUUAUACUAUUUAUUAUUGUUCAUCAAAUUUUACCCUUGCAGGGGAUGAACCACACACGAGAAAUUUUGUAUCAUGUAGUAUAUCUAAAUCCAGUAUAAAAGAGAACGUUGAUACCUUAGAAAUUUGUAAUGCUAGAAUUGUAAUAUAACGGUGAUGGUAUUGAUUGAUCAUUGAACAUCUGAUUACACAAUUCUUUCUUUUACGUUA